CGUUUCAUGCGUCCUCCCAAAGUCUUUCAACUGAAUUUACAGUGGAAGGGAGCCAGUUUUGCACCCUGGAGGUUUUAUUUUCUCGCCGCAUAACCUCAAAAAUGAGCUGGGAAGUUCUUAGCCUAAGUCCUCCAAGCUGACCACAUUUGCGACCUUCAGAAGGACAAGGCUCGCAUAGACGUUAAGGCAGGGCUUGUCUGGGGACAGAAAGUAUUUAUCACUGUCCUCGGCUUUUGAAACAAUCGGCCAAUUCCACGGGGCAACCAGUAUGGAGGGCCCUCCACCUUUCGUGAUCGGUCAUCACGAUCCCAAAAGACCCUUACCAGUCACGGCGGACAACGUCCGAGAUGCCCAUUCUGCAAAUUAUGACAUGGUAACGACUCCUAUCACGACUCCACAUUUUCAUUCUCGGGUCUUAAGCCUCCUUUCAACGUCUCUUUCUCAGCAUGCCAUUGUUGCGGGUGAAGACAUCACCAAGACCAAGAAUGCAUCACCGGUUGUUGUGCCGGCUCUUACUCCGGCCGAUACUCCACUGAGCCCUGAAGAGUCGAUCAGCCAGAUCAUUGGAGUUACAAGCUCCUGGGUUGACUUGAAUUCUCCGGACCCCAUCAUUGCGGACGUGUCGCGACAAGUUCUGAGACUGGAACUGGCUUACGCUGCUUUCUGUGGUGUCAGCUAUGUUAUCAUUCCAGGUCCUCGAUUGCGAAGUCGAGGGGCAGCUGACAGCGGCAUCGCUGAGUAUGCCCGAGCAAUCCUAGACGGGCUCAGCCAAGGUCCUUAUAUGCAGAUUUAUAUCUGGUUCCCAAUCAUCGACAACCCCGAUGACGAGGGAGCUGAAAUGGGUGAUCUGCGAUCCUUCGCACGACAGCAAUUUUCAGACUUGGACGAGGCUGGGACGAAAAGACUAGACGUUUUUGGCUCAUGGGAAGCGUGGGACAUGAUUAGAUCGAUAUGUAAAUAUCCAUCUAGAUUAUGCGUAGCACUAUCCUUACCCAAGCUCUUGCCGCCAACACCUAUUCAAUCGCGCUGGUAUUCUGAACCCGUCCGCAUAAUCACGUUGGAUUCUAAGGUCUUCACCAAGAACGCCAAGGGCUAUCCAGUGCUUUCCCGAGCACAUCAAGCAUUCAUCAGCCGCUUCGUCUCAUUACGCACACCCCCAUGGUUUCUACUCUGCAACGUCGGCCCUAUCCCAACCACAACGAACAGCACUGCUCCAGCUUCUGCGACAUUCCCAACUCUAGCCGAAGCAGCGGAGAAUCAGCAUAUUAAAGAUCCAACACCGCAACUAUCAUACAUGCGCAACCUCCAGACCAAACAGCCCAUCCCGGACGCAAUCGCCAGCUUCGGCGCCGGAUACCAAGACUACCUCCAAGCGCCGUUGCAGCCACUCACAGUCAACCUCGAGAGCAUCACAUAUGAGGUCUUCGAGAAAGACCCAAUAAAGUAUGCAUGGUACGAGCGAGCCAUCGCCCGCGCAUUGCACGACUGGAUCGAACAAGGCAAGCCCACAUCCAAUCCCGAUGGCCGGGUGGUGGUAGCCGUCGUCGGAGCAGGUCGAGGCCCGCUCGUCACGCGAGCCCUCAAAGCAAGCGAAGACGUCGGCGUCGAGAUCGACAUGUGGGCACUAGAAAAGAACCCAAAUGCCUUCGUCUUGCUUCAGCGGCACAAUGAGACCACAUGGAACAACGGCGUCAAUCUGGUCAAAUCCGACAUGAGACUAUGGCGAGGUCCCGUUCGUCCGGCGACUUCCAAGCCCAUAUCACGCGUCUACAAUACCGAACAGGACGUCGAAAGCCAGAACGAGCCCAAUACCGAAGCACCUCGCGAGAGCUUCACUGGCUCUCCAUCGCUCGACUCCACAUAUCUUCUCGCCACCGCCCCAUCAACAUCCUCAUCGACCCCGUAUAAAAUCGACAUCCUCAUCUCGGAGCUGCUCGGCUCGUUUGCCGACAACGAACUCUCGCCCGAAUGUCUCGACGGGGUCCAACACCUUCUGAACCCAGUCCACGGCAUCUCCAUCCCAGCAUCGUACACCGCACACAUCAGUCCGAUCGCCGCGCCAAAACUACACGCAGAUAUCAUGCACGGCAUGACUCCGACGAACCCCAGCGCACCCGAGACGCCCUACGUCGUCAUGCUAAACGCCAUCGACUUCUUGAGCACGACGACCCCGGAGACCGCUCCCUUUCAGACAUCAAGCCCAACGUCUCCUACCUCGGCAACCAUGUCCACGUCUGCACCCAACACGCCGUACUCUCAAGCCCACGCCCGCUCUUCUCAACCUUCACCGUCGCCAUCCGCGCCCCUACCCGCUCCCAUCCCCGUAAUAGGAACGACAUGGGCCUUUCAACACCCCAACCCGGCCCUUCCGACCGCACCCAAGGACACCGCGGUAUCUAACGCGCACAACGCGCGCAGCACAACACUCACCUUCCCCAUUCCCAACCGCGGCACAUGCCACGGCUUAGCCGGAUACUUCGAGACAGUCCUGUACAGAGGCGUCGAACUCUCGACGAAUCCCAACACCAUGGACGCCAAGAGCGAAGGCAUGAUCAGUUGGUUCCCUAUAUAUUUUCCUUUAAAGGCUCCAUUGACAGUCCCCGACAACUCCGAACUCAGCGUGACCAUGUGGCGCAGGACCGACGAUCGGAGAGUAUGGUACGAAUGGAUCGUCGACGUCUUCAUCUAUCUCUCUUCUUCACCGGACGAUAGUACUAGAGGGAAAGCUCCUGCUGGCGGAGGCACGCGUGCACCUGGCAACAAAAGUCAUGGCCGUAAAGUGCGCAUCGGUGGAAGUGAGCUGCACUCCUCGGAAAAGGAGGCCUGUCUGAUGUAGCCAGGCUCAACAUCCCGGGCUGGGAGCUGGCAGGCUGAACAAGCCUCGUUCAGUUUUCUAUACUGUUAUCAAAACGCCCAGAAUUCUCCUGAUCAAGAGGAGAAUGACAUUGAUGUCUGUUCGAUAUCUCUAUGGUUCGGCCGUCCAAUCUGGCCCGUAUUGUGUACAUCCGAUGGACAGAUGCGUUGUGUUCAUUUUUAGAAGUCAUC
Messenger RNA from Exophiala xenobiotica, 3045 nucleotides. RefSeq lists its product as uncharacterized. The coding region runs from base 269 to 2836 and encodes 855 amino acids. Gene Ontology annotation, biological process: peptidyl-arginine N-methylation; regulation of DNA-templated transcription. The transcript has 4 exons. NCBI's taxonomy places the organism in Eukaryota, Fungi, Ascomycota, Eurotiomycetes, Chaetothyriales, Herpotrichiellaceae. The record is from RefSeq and is a predicted model, not a curated record. Gene Ontology annotation, cellular component: nucleus; cytosol.